AUGUAAUUGGAGUAGGAUGGCAUACGGAAUGAUGAAAAACAGAUCAAAUAUGCCUUGCUUAGUAGAGAUCAGGCUGAACAGAGAAGGAUGGACGUGGAUAAUUGUCAAUAUUCUUUGGACUUGGUAGUCUAGAAUGACAUAAUAAUGGGAAUGAUUUUGAUAAACUUCACUUGUUCGAGUAAUCACAUUCAGAUUGACUUUUGCGGGUAAUAACUCACAAGUGUAAAGGUGAAUAAUAAUGAAUGGACUUUGGAGGAAAUUGCUCAGAAUUGGAGGAAACAUUAAUUAUCCAUCAAUACCAUCAAAGGUGAAAACUGCAUUAUGAUAACUUUCACUGUCGGAUUUUCAGAGAGCGAAUUCGGACUAAUUAAAUACACCUAAAAUUAGGCUACGUAUAUCAUCUCUUUGUUUUGUCCUAAUUAUUGUCAUUCGUGUUUUCCCUGCUUUGAUUAACCAGACAUCAAGGCUAAGAUCAAAUUGUAAUUGACAUGUCCCAAAGAAUGGCUGGCUGUUUCAAACAUGAAUCCAAUUUUGAUUGAACAAUGCUCCGAAACUCAAAACCAAUGGAACUUCGCAACCACUCCCAAAAUCAGUCUCUACCUCUUCAGCAUCAACAUGGGCUAAUGGAAGAAGAUCUCCAACGAGUUGCAUUCAGGUCUCCAAAUGAAUCUCUACUCAGAAUAAGAAAAAUACAUGGCCUGUCUGAAGUAACACAUCCCCAUUAUCUAAGAAGGCUUCAAAUAUUACGAAUCCUUGUUCGGUAUCCCCUUCCCAUUUGAAAAAUAUGAUCUGAUAUUCUGUUCCUUCUACUUCUCAGGAAUGGAACACCCUGGAGCAGUCCUGAUUUCCAAAAAUAUGAUCCAGAACAAAUUCGACUCCACCUUAUUGACAAAACUGUUCCUCCUCUUGUUACACGAACUCUCACACAUGUGGUUUGGCAAUUUAGUUACAAUGAAAUGGUGGAACGACCUGUGGCUCAAUGAAGCCUUUGCUGUAUAUAUCUCAUACCAGGCAUUACAAUUAGUAUCUAAGAAGGAACCCUUCAUUACCUAUAAGUUUUAUGACCCAAAAAUACAUUAUCUCUUAUACAAAUAGAAUGGAGUCAACUUAGAUAUCAAUACUAAUUCACAUCCAAUUGAAAUGAAGAUCGAAGAUGCAAACCAGGGGUUGUAAGCCUUUGAUUCCAUUACUUAUAACAAGGGUUCAGCUGUGCUUUCAUCUUUGGUAACAUUGAUUGGUUUCGAUAAGUUCAUUGAAAUUGUCAAACAAUACUUGGAGAAAUUUAAAUGGACAAAUGCCACCACCAAUGAUCUGUUCGAACUAAUUCAUUAUCAUUCCAAGGCUGUGGACAUUCAACGAUGGAAACAAGAAUUCAUUUAGUAGAAUGGAAUUAAUGUCGUGGAAGUUAUCUCCUAAGACUAAUAAAAAUUUGUUAAGCAAUGUUCGGUCAGUGGAAAUGCUAUUCGACAACAUCUGAUGAAUGUCCUAUUGAUCAAGGAUGACAACCAAAUGGAAGAAAGAUCAAUAAUGAUGACGAAAGAUACACAUUAUUUGUGCGAAUCAAAAGACUAUUCUGCUGCCAUUCUCAACUACACUGAUGAUGCUUAUUGCAUUUCAACCUUGGAUGACAAAUCCUUGAGUUUUGUGCUUACUAACUUCAACAAAUUAAAUUUAUCAAAUCUAGUCAAAGUUUCAAUACUCAAUAACAUCUUCUAAAUGACCUACAUUCUGGGAACAUUUAAGGUUCAAUACUUUAUAGAAUUUUUGUUGCCGUCUAUGAUUCCAGAUAUUGAUGCUGAAGUUUUGAACUUUAUGAUUGAAAAGCUUGACAUACUCUUUGCCUAUUUAAGUGUGGAACAAUAACUUAUGUUUGGUCCCAUCAUCUUUGAGAAACUCGACCUACUUAGAACAUCGAAUAAUGAAUUGAAGCAACUUAUAUUAGGUUAGAUUGGAAAUUUCGCCUUUGACAAAGAGCAUAUCCACAAGAUCUAUGAAAUCUUGAUGAUAUCUGGAGCUCAGCAUAGAAGUUUGGCAUUAUUAGGGAAGUUCCUUGAUUGUUUGUUCUUGAAAAGACACUAUUUAAAUUAGGAGCAUCUCUAAUCCUACGAAUAAUUUUGGAGUACCCUCAAACCUUACAACCCAAAUUUUGUGAUUCGAUAAAAUGCUGCUGCAUACACUUGGGAGGAGAUCCAAUUAUAUUUCCUUUCCUUGAUCGAGAACACAGCUGAAUACAACCAGAUGGAGCAUGUAUUGAAGGGAAUCAAUAAUCAAUACUCCUUAAUUUAUGAACAAUAUUUAUAGAUCUACUAUUCAAAUAUCAAAUUGUUGUGUGCUGGGUUGGAUCAGCAUAAAAUCUUGAUUGUGCUUAAUGAGGGGUUCCCAAAACAAGGAGACUUCAAUUUAUAAUUGUAACUAUUGAAUGAAUUGGAGUAGCUGUUUCCAAAUUUAAAUUUUACACUAAACUAACUGAAACAAAGAACAAUUCAAAAACAAAAAAUACAAUAAUCAUUUGAUUGA
Paramecium tetraurelia is the source of this 2517-nucleotide messenger RNA. RefSeq lists its product as uncharacterized. Gene Ontology annotation, molecular function: metalloaminopeptidase activity; zinc ion binding; peptide binding. Lineage: Eukaryota; Ciliophora; Oligohymenophorea; Peniculida; Parameciidae. The record is from RefSeq and is a predicted model, not a curated record. Gene Ontology annotation, biological process: peptide catabolic process; proteolysis. Gene Ontology annotation, cellular component: cytoplasm. The transcript is spliced from 5 exons.